AUGGCUUUGACUCAACGCGCCCUGACCACUUGGGCUUCAAUGGUGAUUUUCUUGGUGCUGCUCACCAUACAAUUGCAGACCAAACAAAGACAGAGUUGGUAUCUGAUAUUCAUGCCGAUUUGGUUAGACGACGCGCUCACGGCACUGUUUAUAAUAUGCUCUUGCGUGCACAGCAAUUCUUGUCAAGCCAUGACCGAGAUGCCGGUGUUUUGUGGCAGUCGCAGGUGCAUAAUAUUCGUCAUAUGCCUGAUGAAAAUCAUCGCCCAGCUCACCCUCUGCUAUAAGCUGGAAAACCAAAAUCCCCAGUUUCCAAUAUACUACGUGUUUUUGCCAAUCUGGACGCUCAUCGUUUACCUGAUAAUCAUCGUGAUACCGCCUCUCGUUAGACAUUACAAAGACUAA
This is a messenger RNA of Aphis gossypii (cotton aphid), 402 nucleotides long. RefSeq names its product transmembrane protein 60. NCBI's taxonomy places the organism in Eukaryota, Metazoa, Arthropoda, Insecta, Hemiptera, Aphididae. The record is from RefSeq and is a predicted model, not a curated record. The transcript has a single exon. The coding region runs from base 1 to 402 and encodes 133 amino acids.